UCUCCGAUUCCUCCUUUUUCGCCUCAUCUCCACAGGGAGAACAGAAAAAAAAAAAGAUAAAAGAAGGUGAAGGAAAAACCAGAGGAAGGAGACGACCACCACCACGAACCUCAAGCUCCUCUUGAAUCUCUCCGGAAAAACCCAUGGCAGACAAGGGCCGUCCAUUGCCAAAGUUUGGUGAAUGGGAUGUGAAUGACCCUUCAUCAGCUGAGGGAUUCACUGUUAUAUUCAACAAAGCUAGAAACGAGAAAAAGGGAGGUGGAAAAUCCGACUCACCAGGGAAAGAUGAACCUGGAUAUAAUAAAAAUGGCCAAGUUCUUGGGAAGCCCACCAAGAAAUGGUUUUGCUGUAUACAAUCCACUCGCGCAGAAUGAGAGUGUUGAGGGCUUCCCUCCUUGGAAGGUUCGUUUAUCUAUUAUCUAAAAGUCAUACUGCUUCAAGAAGACUGGAGCUUGUCUUGACAAGCCAUGACAGUCACUUUCGGAUUCUGGUCGGAGAUGUUUUCGAGUGGUGUGUUUAGUGACUUCUCUUGGGUGCAACGAUGAAUGUAUUAAGAUAACAAACAAUGUCGUUUCUAUGUAUUGGUGUGAUGUGAUGGGUUAUGUUUAUGUUCUUUCACUUGUGAGUCAUGACGACAUAAUGUAUUUGCUAUGCUAUCUCUCUGUUUUGAUUUGGUUUCCUUGAAGCGAUUUCAAUUCAAUUUA
Messenger RNA from Eutrema salsugineum, 704 nucleotides. RefSeq names its product RPM1-interacting protein 4. Lineage: Eukaryota; Viridiplantae; Streptophyta; Magnoliopsida; Brassicales; Brassicaceae. The record is from RefSeq and is a predicted model, not a curated record. The transcript has 3 exons. The coding region runs from base 144 to 374 and encodes 76 amino acids.